This is a messenger RNA of Eruca vesicaria subsp. sativa (arugula), 348 nucleotides long. The record is from the annotation of a GenBank genome assembly. NCBI's taxonomy places the organism in Eukaryota, Viridiplantae, Streptophyta, Magnoliopsida, Brassicales, Brassicaceae.
AUGUUGCUAGCGACGGUUAGUAAAUUCAUCAUUGAUCUAGAGGAUAUACAAUGUCCCUUGGACCCCACGAUAGAAAGGGAAGAUAAAGGAGAUCAGAGCAAUGCAGAGAUCAAGAGAGAGAAGAAGAAGUAUGUAGUUACACUCUCUGGGUUAUUGAAUCUUAUAGAUGGGAUUUGGUUGGCUUGUGGACAAGAGAAGAAAAAAUUACAGAGCAAUAGUAUUAGUCCUGGUGAAAGUUAUACAAAGUCAAGACAAAAGAACGCUAUAGGUCUAAUAGGAGACAUGCUAGAACAGUUUAUACUAGAGAAAGGAAAGAAGGUGACUCAGAGUCUAAACCGAAACCAGUAG